Messenger RNA from Brenthis ino (lesser marbled fritillary), 2040 nucleotides. The record is from the annotation of a GenBank genome assembly. NCBI's taxonomy places the organism in Eukaryota, Metazoa, Arthropoda, Insecta, Lepidoptera, Nymphalidae.
AUGACCGAACUGAAAACUACUGUAUCCGAAGAAAAUACGUUAUCUACUAAAGGAUAUAAACUAACUAAAUUCGUUGGUGAAGGAGCAUACGCUAAGGUUUAUUUAACUGAAUAUUCAGGAAAAGAAGAUAAUAAUAAAAUAACACUUGCUUGCAAAAUUAUCGAAACAUCAAAAGCUCCCAAGGAUUUUGUUGUGAAAUUUUUACCUCGUGAGAUUGAUGUGCUCAUACGUUUAAAUCAUCCUCACUUAAUUCACGUUCAUAGUAUAUUUCAAAGAAAAACCAAAUAUUAUAUUUUCAUGCGAUAUAGUGAAAAUGGCGAUCUUUUAGGCUAUAUUCUAAAAAACGGUUGUGUUUCUGAGAACCAAUCGAGGGUCUGGCUGCGGCAGUUGGCUUUAGGUUUACAGUAUUUGCAUGAAUUAGAGAUCAGUCAUAGAGAUAUUAAAUGUGAAAACGUAUUAUUAACAGCGAAUUUUAACGUUAAGUUAUCCGACUUUGGAUUUUCAAGAUUUUGCGUCGAUGAAGAAGACGAAUCAAUUCUAAGUGAAACUUAUUGCGGUUCUAUGUCAUAUGCAGCACCAGAAAUACUACGAGGGAAACCUUAUCUACCGAAACCAACUGACCUGUGGUCUUUAGGAGUUGUACUAUUUGUGAUGUUAAAUAAAUCCAUGCCGUUCGAUGAUACACGUAUGAGGAAGCUUUAUGAGCAACAGAUGGGCAAGAAAUAUAGAUUUAGAUCACGAGUCGCAAGUAUUCUCUCUUUAGAGUGCAAAUCUGUCGUCAAACACUUGCUAGAACCAGAUCCUGGACUAAGACACUCGGCCACACAGAUACUAGGCUCAGAUUGGAUUGCUAUGGAUAGUAGACUUACUACUCUUAACGCAGUAGAAGCCGCUGCUCUUCAAAGAGCAAAAGACGAACGUCAUAAAUUAUCCGACAUACAUAAAUACAAAUUAAGACAAGGAGAUAUUUUAGAAAGACAACGCGGUGAAUCUACUAAUAGGCUUAAUAUAAUUGAAGAUUUAAAAUUAACUGGAUCUGAACAGUUGACUCUUGCUACUCGGGGAUAUAAAAUUAUAAAGAAAAUAAAUGAGGGCUCGUAUGCAAAGGUUUACUUGGCAGAAUAUAAAAAUCCAAACAAGAAUGAUAAACUAUCAGUAUUAGCUUGCAAAGUUAUCGAUACCACUACAGCUCCUAAAGAUUUUGUGAGAAAAUUUCUACCGAGAGAAAUAGAUAUGUUAAUAAAACUAAAUCAUCCACACCUUGUACACACGCACAGUAUAUUUCAGAGGAGAUACAAGUAUUUUAUAUUCAUGAGAUACAUGGAACAUGGAGAUUUGCUUGAACAUAUAUUACAAAAAGGCGCAGUCCAGGAAGAUCAGGCUAGAAUUUGGACCAGACAGCUCGCUCUCGCUAUACAAUACAUGCAUGAGCUAGAAAUUGCGCACAGAGAUAUUAAAUGUGAAAAUGUUCUUCUAACUGCAAAUCAGAACGCUAAACUUUCAGAUUUUGGAUUUGCUCGAAUGUGUGUCGAUAACAGGCUCAAAGAUAUAUCUAGCGAUACAUUUUGCGGGUCACUAUCUUACACGGCGCCAGAAAUCUUACAAGGCUCUCCGUAUUUACCUAAACCUACUGAUAUUUGGUCAUUGGGUAUUGUGAUAUACGUAAUGUUAAACAGGGCGAUGCCAUUUGAAGAUAAGCACAUAAAACAACUGCAUCAAGCUCAAGUUAAUAAAAGUUGGCGUUUUCGAGCUCGGUAUAUAGACGCCUUAUCAGAUAAUUGCAAAAGACUAGUCACAUUGAUGUUGGAACCAAAUUAUCGUCAUAGAAUAAAGAUAGAUUCUAUAAUAAAUAGCGAAUGGAUCGCUAUGGAUACUAGACUACUGGAGUGGACUUCACAAGAAACGAGUGCUUAUAAAAAGGCAAGAGAGGAGAAGAAACAUUUGUUGAAGAAUUUGGAAAUAGUAGAUUCUAUCAAAGACCCUAUUCCACAAGCAUCUAUUGUAAAAAAUACCUGUGGCAUAAGUGAAUCUUCUUCAUCA